AUGGCUUUCCCUCGCCGGCCGUCAACAGUCCUCCGCUACGUGAUAGCCGCUCUCCUGCUAACCCUCACCUUAUACAUACUCGCCGAACCCAUCGACUUCUCACUAAUCGGCCCACUGCUACUUUCCACGCCAUUGGGUCGGCUGUACUUCUCGAAUGAACACCCGAUCGAUAAGCUGAUCAAGGCAGCCGAGAUAGAGUUCGCGACCACGAUAUCCAGAGAAACCCAGACCCUCCCAGAUGCAGCCGCCGCUUAUCGAAAACGGCGUGGCCGACACCCGCCGCCAGGCUUCGACGAAUGGCACAAGUUUGCAAAGGAAAGGCACGCAAUUAUCGUGGAAGACUUUUGGGACCAAAUAUACCACGAUCUUGAGCCAUUCUGGGCGCUCAAACCAGCACAGAUCCGUAGGGACGCCCGUGAAUUCGAGAUGCGCAUCGAAGUUCGUGACCACAAGGCCUCAACAGGGAGUGGCUGGUUCUGGACGCAGAUAUGGCUUGAUAUGAUCCAAUCGAUUGAGCACUUGCUCCCAGAUAUGGACCUCGCUCUUAAUGCGAUGGACGAGCCGAGGAUAGUCGUGCCGUGGGAGGAUAUCGACCAGUAUAUCCACGAAGCUGCGAACACCAGGAAGAUGGCAGAUGUGAAGAAGGUGGUGUCUGAGUUCGGGGAGCUGCCGCCGCUUGGACAGGCGUCACUGGAGAAAGGGGGGGCUCGGGAGAUAACCUGGGAGCAUGAGAAGCACUAUUGGCUCAUUGCCCGCCGCGGGUGCCCCCCAGACAGUCCAGCCCAGAAAGCCGCGGUCGUAACCAACUUCGACCAAACCCCCAACAUCGCCAGCCCCUUCAGCCUGGAGCAUAUGCAAGACGGGUACGUAGCCAACUACACUCUCAGCACCACCUUUUGCCAUCAACCAGAUCUCCAAGCCCUCGAGGGAAUCUUCGUCGAACCCAUCAGCGUGUCGGCGACCAAGUCCCUCCUACCCAUCUUCGGUGGCUCCAAACUAGCCGUCAACAACGAUAUCCUCCUCCCAGCGCCCAUGUACUGGAACGAGGAGGAACGCUUCAUGGGUGCCGAGGGCGCCUCCAUCCCGUGGUCGGCCAAAGACCCCACCGCCAUCUGGCGCGGCGUCGCGACGGGAGGCACCAACCGGCCCACCAACUGGCGCGCCUUCCAGCGCCACCGCUUCGUCGCCAUGAACAACGCGACCCAGCUCCGCCUCGCCGCAUCAUCAUCAUCCUCACCAGCAGCACCCCAACCCCCACUCAACUUCGCCCUCCCCGACAAGCGCUACCACCACCACCACCUCCCCUCCCCCUCCACCCCCGCCCUCGCUGACUGGAUCUCCACCACCACCUCCAUCGCCCUCACAGACCUGAUUACCUGCCCGACAUCGACGGCAACUCCUUCAGCGGCCGCUACCCUCGGCUUCCUGCGCUCCACGUCCCUGCCGAUAAAGGCCACGCUGUGGCGCGAGUGGCACGAUGCGAGGCUGGUGGCGUGGAAGCAUUUCGUGCCGAUGGAUAGCCGGUUUGGGGAUUGGUAUGGGGUGUUGGAGUAUUUUGUUGGGGGUGGUGGUGGUGGUGGUGGUGGAGGGGCGAGUGGAAGUGUGGGGGAGGCGGGGAGGGAUGGUGUUGCGGAGGGGAUUGCCAUGGCGGGGAGGGAGUGGGCGGGCAGGGUGCUUCGCCGUGAGGAUAUGCAGGUGUAUGUGCUGCGGCUGUUGUUGGAGUAUGCGCGGGUGGUGGAUGAUAGGAGGGAGGUGAUGGGGUGGGUUGGGGAUUUACGGUGA
This is a messenger RNA of Chaetomium fimeti, 1782 nucleotides long. RefSeq lists its product as uncharacterized. Bases 1 to 1782 code for a protein of 593 amino acids. The record is from RefSeq and is a predicted model, not a curated record. NCBI's taxonomy places the organism in Eukaryota, Fungi, Ascomycota, Sordariomycetes, Sordariales, Chaetomiaceae. The transcript has 3 exons.